Ceraceosorus guamensis is the source of this 958-nucleotide messenger RNA. RefSeq lists its product as hypothetical. The record is from RefSeq and is a predicted model, not a curated record. Bases 256 to 843 code for a protein of 195 amino acids. The transcript has a single exon. NCBI's taxonomy places the organism in Eukaryota, Fungi, Basidiomycota, Exobasidiomycetes, Ceraceosorales, Ceraceosoraceae.
UGCUUUUGAACUGAGCGUGGUGUGGUGGGCACGACUCUCGCGUCGUCGUGCAGCUCAGGGCUGAUCGUGGCAGAGGCGCGACUCGAUCGCCAGGGCUUCGUAUCGACGUCUUUGCGGUACGACGCCGCACCGCCGUGGUGCUCGUUCCAACGCCUCAGGCUGGAGCCCGACUCGUCGUCAGAGUGGUAGGAGGUGGAUGCUUGAUCGAAGCGAGUAGGCGCUUCGCGAGGUAGCGAGCCGAGCUUGUUGUCCGACAUGAAUGCGGGCGCUUUGCCCUUGCUGCUGGCUUGUUGUCGAGGCUUUGUCUCCAGCGAUGCGCGCGUCACGUCUGACAUUUCGAUGUCGAUGGGCUGCGAAAGGGCGUCCUUGCUUCCUGCGCAGCUCACGUCCAGCGCGAGCAGCAGCGUGCCAAGAAGGAGAGAAAGGAACAGCUUCAUUGUGGGCGCGCGCGCGCGAUCCCCGUCGUUGCGCGCUUGGGACUCGUUUCGCGCACGAAAAAGUGAAUGUUCAAGAAGAGGCUCAAAGGCACUAUAUUUGUUGGCACGCCAAGCUCGCACAGCUUGCUGUGAGCGAGAAAGAAAAAGAGAUGGAGAUUCGCGAGCGCGGCAGAAAGCAAGAGGCAACCCCCUCUCUCUAGCGCGCAUUUUAUACCUCUUAGCAGCGCGAGACGCAGCGCGAGCAAGACGACGACCUCUCUGGUCAUCUCUCGACGACGGUCUCGACGCGGGGCAGAUCAAAUCAGAUUUCCUGGGGGGACGGAUCAGUGGCGAGCACCCGUGCGAGGACCUCACCGGUUUCAUGUUGCCAUUGACGCCCGCGGCGGGCCCGCGCGAUCAAAUGUGACUGCGUACGUGCGGCGUCGAACAAGUCGUGAGUCGCGGCGGCGAGUCGGAAGUGUCGCUCAGCGUGAAGCCAGCACACGGCCACGGCCCAGCUCAAGCAUCGAUCGCAUCAACAC